Molecule: messenger RNA, 793 nt
Organism: Dermacentor silvarum
Lineage: Eukaryota; Metazoa; Arthropoda; Arachnida; Ixodida; Ixodidae
Exons: 7
Coding region: 41-793 (250 amino acids)
Molecular function (GO): sequence-specific DNA binding
Source: RefSeq, a predicted model, not a curated record
UUCGGUAGUGCUACGUGCCCCGCAAGUCCGCGAGCGUGACAUGCCGGCCAACUGCGUCGCUUUCGGCUGCACGAGCUAUUAUUAUGGAAGGGGAAAUACUAAUUUCUUCAGAUUUCCAUCUGCGAAGGUUAAUGCGGGAAGGAGAAGUUUGUGGACGGCAGCGGUGAAGCGGUUGAACCCGGACGGCACGGCGUGGCAGCCAACAGUGCAUUCCAGGAUCUGUGGCGCGCAUUUUGUCACAGGCCGGCCGUCGAAGUUCGCUACGCACCCAGACUACGUGCCUACUAUAUUUACGUACAGAAAAGCUGGCAGCGACGCCGAUGUUCGGCGGCACAACCGUGCCUCACAAAGGCGGGAGAGCAAACGGGCUGCUACUAUAGCCUCCCUAAACAGCCAAGUGGACCCCACGGCUCUACCAGGGAACGGACAGCCUGCUGCAGUCAUUCAGGAAGCUGAGCUGCCCAUUGACCCCUCUGGAAGCACAGCUGCACCCACAGAGGAUAUGCCUGAGCAGGAACCACUAGGAAAUGGUGACAUGCAAAUGAAUCUUACUGGGCAAGGCACCGCUCCUGUGACAUUGCAAACAUCAGUGAUUGGUUCCCAGGCAAGCACCAGCUACCCAAGUGCUUCAACGAGCAGUGAUGCACAGAGAGAAAGAGCAUGGCUCCACCAAAAAAUUGCUUCUUUAGAAAGAAAGAAUAUUAGGCUUGAAAUGAAGCUUGACGAAGCGAAUUCUAGAAUCCUGACUUUAAAUGUCAUAAAACUCUCGGCUAAGAAGAGCCCACUGCUCUAG